Messenger RNA from Rotaria sp. Silwood2, 870 nucleotides. The record is from the annotation of a GenBank genome assembly. NCBI's taxonomy places the organism in Eukaryota, Metazoa, Rotifera, Eurotatoria, Philodinida, Philodinidae.
AUGCAAUUCCUGUUUAUUGAUGGCUAUCCCACUAUUUUGGCGCCGACCGAUUUUGGCAUUGGUGGCGGUGCUUAUUUUCAACUCUUAUCAACAUUAUGCAAGCUUGCACAAGCAGCUAUUCAGAAAUCAAUCGAUGAAUUCCAGAUUAAAACGUUUCUCAGCGCUCAAGCUAUAUCGGAAUUUCAAUUUCUAUCACGGAUGACUGACAUAACGAGUCAAUUCGAAAGUAAUACCGCUUCUCGCUUUUCUCAUGCUAUACAACUUGUGCGUGAUUUCGUACAUGGCAAUACAUUCGUAUCCAGCUAUGCCUUCAACUGGUACUUCUGGUUAGAUGAUAUUCAAGCGCAAAAAACUAUAUUGGCCUCUCCUGCCAUUAAAAGGAAGCAAUGUUCAGAAAUCGUUACGACACUACUGCCAUUGAUUUCGUUCGUAACUGGUGUAUCACCAGACCUACUCCCAUUGCCCAUUCAAGCUUUAAAUUCAUUACUACCGAAAUUGAAAAAGCUUCUAGGAAAUGAAAUUACAGAAUACAAACCAGUAGGUCAAUGUGGUUUUAUUCGCUCAUUAAUGUCUUUCAAUGAAUUAAAUAAUGAAGAUGGUUAUGAUUGGAUGAUUACUUGUAAAAGUAACUGUGUGAAAUUAGAUCGUGAAACUAAUACAGAAAAAUUUAUUGUUGUUAUAUCGAAAAAAUUAAUCGAAUCAUUUGGUCCGUCGACAACAACAAUCACGAACGCAAGCAUUAUUAAUCAUAAUAUGGAAAAAUAUAUUUCAUCGUUAAAAUCCUGUGAUAUUAUUCCCAUGUUUCAUUACGAUCAAACUGUGACGCAGUCGUUAAAAAAGUGGCGACAUGGGUUAAUUCUCAAUCAUUAA